AUGCCUAACAUUGUGCUGUUCAGUGGUAGCUCACACCAAGACCUGUCCCAGAAAGUGGCAGACAGACUGGGGCUGGAGCUGGGCAAGGUGGUCACUAAGAAAUUCAGUAACCUGGAGACCAGUGUAGAAAUUGGCAAAAGUGUGAGAGGGAAAGACGUCUACAUCAUCCAGAGUGGCUGUGGGGAAAUUAAUGAUAACUUGAUGGAACUUCUCCUUAUGAUGAAUGCCUGCAAAAUUUCAUCCUCAUCCAGAGUGACUGCAGUGAUUCCGUGUUUUCCAUAUGCCCGACAAGACAAAAAAGACAAGAGUCAUGUUCCCAUUUCUGCAAAACUUGUGGCUAACAUGCUUACCGCAGCUGGGGCUGAUCAUAUCAUUACAAUGGAUCUCCAUGCUUCUCAGAUACAGGGUUUUUUUGAUAUUCCAGUGGAUAACUUGUAUGCAGAACCUGUUGUCUUGCAAUGGAUUCAAGAAAAUAUUACAGAAUGGAGGAAUUGUAUCAUUGUGUCCCCGGAUGCUGGUGGAGCCAAAAGAGUGACAUCAAUUGCUAACAGACUGAAUGUAGAAUUCGCUUUGAUUCACAAAGAAAGAAAGAAGGCAAACGAGGUCGACAGGAUGCUUUUGGUUGGCGAUGUGAGGGAUCGCGUAGCCAUCCUUGUGGAUGACACGGCUGAUACAUGUGGCACGAUAUGCCAUGCCGCAGAUAAGUUACUUUCUGUGGGAGCCACCAAAGUUUAUGCCAUUCUGACUCAUGGAAUCUUCUCUGGACCAGCUAUUGCCAGGAUUAAUAAUGCUGCAUUUGAGGCAGUGGUAGUCACAAAUACAAUUCCACAAGAGGACAAAAUGAAACGGUGCUCUAAAAUCCAGGUUAUUGACAUUUCAAUGAUACUGGCUGAAGCAAUACGGAGAACACACAAUGGUGAAUCUGUGACUUGCCUGUUCAGUCAUGUUCCAUUAUAA
Molecule: messenger RNA, 957 nt
Organism: Dromiciops gliroides (monito del monte)
Lineage: Eukaryota; Metazoa; Chordata; Mammalia; Microbiotheria; Microbiotheriidae
Product: ribose-phosphate pyrophosphokinase 2-like
Exons: 1
Coding region: 1-957 (318 amino acids)
Biological process (GO): 5-phosphoribose 1-diphosphate biosynthetic process; ribonucleoside monophosphate biosynthetic process; purine nucleotide biosynthetic process
Cellular component (GO): cytoplasm; ribose phosphate diphosphokinase complex
Molecular function (GO): magnesium ion binding; ribose phosphate diphosphokinase activity
Source: RefSeq, a predicted model, not a curated record